Messenger RNA from Coregonus clupeaformis (lake whitefish), 4258 nucleotides. Its product is annotated as metabotropic glutamate receptor 2. The coding region runs from base 1210 to 3894 and encodes 894 amino acids. Gene Ontology annotation, cellular component: membrane. Gene Ontology annotation, biological process: regulation of synaptic transmission, glutamatergic; G protein-coupled glutamate receptor signaling pathway. The transcript has 6 exons. The record is from RefSeq and is a predicted model, not a curated record. Gene Ontology annotation, molecular function: group II metabotropic glutamate receptor activity. NCBI's taxonomy places the organism in Eukaryota, Metazoa, Chordata, Actinopteri, Salmoniformes, Salmonidae.
UUAGACCUCGCGGAAAUGCAGCUAAGCAGUUGCCAAAGAGUUGUGCUUGUCCGAUUAAACAAAAUCAAGACGAUUCCCUGAGCUUCUCCACAUUUACAUGCUCAGCGCAACCUAAUCCACAGCUCUCGAAAACAGAAAAGGAUAAUAGAGCAUUUGUCUUCUUAUUCUUGAUAUUUUAUUAAUAUUAUUAGCCUAUUACUUUGAAUUUGCUAUCAUUAGUCUAUUAAAAAUUAUAAUAGUUAAUCUUAAACAUGUGAGAGACUAUGGCCCAUUUCUUAUUGCGCAGAUCGAAAUCAAUCAAUUGUACCUGUAUUAUUUACCACGGUGAUCGUUCACAACGUGCAGGCUCGUUAGCCUACAGACACACCUAUUUGGAGUCGCUAUCAUCCACAGGCGUUCGGUCUGUCCUCUUCUGGUUGUCAAUAUGACAGAUCAGUUCACAUGAUGUCCUAUGGACUUGUGUGUUUUGUAAAACUAGGAUAUGCAUGGAAAAUAAUGAUUUGACACCAUAAAAUCUCGUGCACCCGGAAACAGAUAUUUUUCAACAGUCUACUCAUCACCAGGCAGACUAAUUGAUAACUGCGCUAUCUCACUUGUUAUCAAAUAGAUCUGUUGCACAGCCGAGUUUCGAAGGUCGACGCGCUGUUAGUAAUCUGAAGUAAGUAUUUGUUAAAUUAGUGUCCGAGGUAUGUACAAUUUUGAUUUUUUAACCACUGGCCACUGGAUAAAAUCUAAAGGAAUCCGCGCGCUCGUCCGAGUCUUUUUCAGCACCAAGGACAGUUACUCAUGCGCGCCGCAGCUCCGAGGCGCGAAAACUUCAUCCACUCUCCGUCCUUGUCCUGCCUUCCUUCACCGUGAGUAUCCACGAAUUGUUUAUUCGGCAGAAUAACACGAGAUUUAUCAAAACCAUCACCAAGGAUAUGAAGUGCCUGACCUAAUCUGCGUAACCUAUCCGACUUGGAAUCGCUUUGAAGUGGGUUUCAUAGGACAGGCUGUACUCUCCAGAACCUUAAAGACGAUGCCAUUGAUGCAGGAGAUGGCCUCAACCAGGACAAAAACACUGGCGCUUUGAGAUCUGGUGCCGCCGUGCCGUGCUGCUCUGUUCCUUGCUAGCCUACUGUACCCUCCCCAGCUCCAGAGAGAACAGAGGGAACCAGAGGAAGAGAAACAACAGACAGCAGUGACCUGACUCACCCAGGGCCCAGGGCCAUGUCACCAGGGAGGUCCCCUGGGUUGGGGCUGCGCCCCCUGCCCGGACCCCUCCACCUCUCCCACCCCUGCCUGCUGUGUGUGUGUAUGUCCCUCCUGGCCCAGGCCCCACUGGGUCUCCCCAUGUCAGGCUUCAACACGGACACCAAGAGGGAGAUCACAGUGGACGGGGACCUGAUCAUAGGAGGGCUGUUCCCUGUGCACCAGAAGGGCGAGGGUGCAGAGGACUGUGGGAAGAUCAACGCUCAGAGAGGGAUCCAGAGAUUGGAGGCCAUGUUGUUAGCCCUGGACGAGAUCAACAAGGACGAGCGCCUGUUGCCGGGGAUACGGCUGGGAGCCCACAUUCUGGACACCUGCUCUAAGGACACCUACGCCCUGGAGCAGUCCCUGGAGUUUGUCCGUGCCUCCCUCACCAAGGUGGAUGACAGCGAGUACACCUGCCCUGACGGCUCCUACGCCAUCCAUGACGACGUCCCUCUGGCCAUCUCUGGGGUGAUAGGAGGCUCCUACAGCGACGUCUCCAUACAGGUGGCCAACCUCCUUCGUCUUUUCCAGAUUCCGCAGAUCAGCUACGCCUCCACCAGCGCCAAGCUCAGCGACAAGAGCCGCUACGACUACUUUGCCCGCACGGUGCCCCCUGACUUCUAUCAGGCCAAGGCCAUGGCAGAGAUCCUGCGCUACUUCAAUUGGACCUACGUGUCCACCGUGGCAUCGGAGGGUGACUACGGCGAGACGGGUAUCGAUGCCUUCCAGCAGGAGGCCCGCGCCAGCCAGAUCUGCAUCGCCACCUCAGCCAAGGUCAGCCGCUCGAUGAGCCGCUACAGCUACGACCAGGUGAUCCGCUCGCUGCAGCAGAAGUCCAACGCCAACGUGGUCAUCCUCUUCACGCGCAGCGAGGACGCUCGGGAGCUGCUGGUAGCCGCCAACCGCAUGAACGUGUCCUUCAUCUGGGUGGCCAGCGAUGGCUGGGGGAGACAGGAUAGCGUGGUGAGAGGCAGCGAGGCUGUGGCAGACGGGGCCUUCACCAUCGAGCUGGCCUCCUACCCCAUCCUUCAGUUUGCUGAGUACUUUACAGGACUGAACCCCUACAACAACACACGUAACCCCUGGUUCAGGGAGUUCUGGGAGAAUCGUUUCCAGUGUAACCUCCAUGACCUGGGCUGUGGGAAGCACUCUCUGCGCGAUGGCCUGUUCGAGCCGGAGUCUAAGAUCAUGUUUGUGGUGAAUGCUGUCUAUGCCAUGGCUCAUGCCCUGCACAACAUGAGGCAGACACUCUGCCCCAACUCCACCACCAAGGUCUGUGACGCGCUGAAGCCAGGCAACGGCAGGAGGUUCUACAGGGAGUAUAUUCUCAAGACAAAGUUUGACGCUCCAUUCCGUCCAGCAGACACAGAGAACAUGGUGAGGUUUGAUGCCUUUGGAGACAGCCUGGGCCGCUACAACAUCUUCCACUACCACAAAGAGGACGGGCGCUACGUCUACCGUAAGGUGGGCUACUGGGCCCAGAGUCUGACCCUCAACACCAGCCAGAUCCCCUGGGAGGGCCUUGCCAUACCCACCUCCCAGUGCAGCGACCCCUGCAGGAAGAACGAGGUGAAAAGCAUGCAGCCUGGAGACGUGUGCUGCUGGAUCUGCAUCCCCUGCCAGUCUUACCAGUACCUGAUGGAUGAGUUCACCUGCGCCGACUGCAAGUUCGGUGAAUGGCCCCUGGCAAACUUGACAGGCUGCUACAACCUGCCUGAGGAGUACAUCCGCUGGGAGGACGCCUGGGCUAUAGGCCCAGUUACCAUCUCCUGCCUGGGUAUGAUGUGUACACUCUUCAUUAUUGGCCUCUUCCUCAAGCACAACGACACCCCUGUGGUAAAGGCCAGUGGGCGGGAGCUGUCCUACAUCCUCCUGCUGGGUGUUCUGAUGUGCUACAGCAUGACUUUCAUCUAUAUCGCCAAGCCCUCCAUGGGUGUGUGUACCCUACGCCGACUAGGCCUGGGCACCUCCUUCGCUGUGUGCUACUCAGCGCUCCUCACCAAGACCAACCGCAUCGCACGCAUCUUCAGUGGGGUGAAGGACGGAGCCCAGCGGCCGAGGUUCAUCAGCCCAGCCUCCCAGGUGGCCAUCUGCGGGGGUCUGAUCUCCUGCCAACUGGUGGUGGUGGUGGUCUGGCUCCUGGUGGAGACCCCGGGGGUCAGGAAGGAGGUGAGCCCCGAGAGGAGGGACAUAGUUACCCUCAAGUGCAACAGCAAAGACUCCAGCAUGCUCAUGUCCCUCACCUAUAACUGCAUCCUCAUCAUCCUCUGCACCGUGUACGCCUUCAAGACCAGGAAGUGUCCAGAGAACUUCAACGAGGCCAAGUUCAUUGGGUUCACCAUGUACACCACCUGUAUCAUCUGGCUGGCCUUCCAGCCCAUCUUCUACGUCACGGCCAGCGACUACAGGGUGCAGACCACCACCAUGUGCAUCUCUGUCAGUCUGAGUGGCUCGGUGGUGCUGGGCUGCCUCUUUGCCCCUAAGACCCACAUCAUCCUGUUCCAGCCCCAGAAGAACGUCACCUCGCUCCGGGUGGCCACCACCCGCUUCGGCGUCACCACUGGCCCCGGAUCCAGCUUCUCUCAAGCUUCAGCCUCCAAUAUUGUACCAACGGUGUGUAACGGUCGAGAAGUGGUGGACUCCACGACUUCCUCCUUGUGAAGACUGACAGACUGAGCCUCAUGUUCCUCUGCUGCCAUUGUAUACAGUUCUAUAACCACUAGUCAAGAAUGAGUUGUUUCAGAUAUUAAAGAGGUCACACAGAAGAUUGUCCUGAUUUUGUUAUCCUCUAAGUGCUGUGAGUACAAUGUCCCGAUUCUGUUUUCAUUCUCUGACUAGUAGCGAUUUUAAAAAGAGAUGUCAAAGAUUCAGUAUUAUAGCCCUUCUUUUUAUUGAAGAUUUUACUUCAUUCAUGGAGUAAAUUAUAGUAAAUCUGUUAAAUGUAAUAUACACAAGAUGUUUUUAAUGUAGAUUUUGGUGAACCAGUUUGUGCUUUCUUGUAAUUUAUGUAAAUAAAACGUUGUUU